AUGAAGAGUGGAGAAGUGACCACGAAUCUUCAUUAUUUAUCUGACCGGCGUCAUGCCCUUAAUAUAGCGAUGAAGUCGUAUAAAUCAUUUUCAACAAACGACAAAGUGGUAGCAGUUGAUGAUGAUGGAGUUGAAAAUAUCGCAAGUACGCUUCAGGAUGAACACAAAAUACCGGAUAGGGAUGUUGUUAUUGGUUGGUUAACAAAAAACAACCCUGAUUUGUCUAAUGAAAUUGAAGAUUUUAGCGCCAUUUUAAAUAAAUUUAAGAAGACGCAAGAAAACAGUGAAGAAGUAACUUCAACACGAAGGUUUUAUGGACGUGAGAAUUCGAUUGAUGAUGCGGAAUGCGAUGUUAAUAAAGUUGUCAGAAGUACUAAAAGAAGUUUGUCUAUGGAGAGUCAAGACAGCGCGCUUAACCAUCCCACUUUGGUAAAGAAGAAAAGAAAAUAA
Hydractinia symbiolongicarpus is the source of this 450-nucleotide messenger RNA. RefSeq lists its product as uncharacterized. The transcript has 3 exons. Bases 1 to 450 code for a protein of 149 amino acids. The record is from RefSeq and is a predicted model, not a curated record. NCBI's taxonomy places the organism in Eukaryota, Metazoa, Cnidaria, Hydrozoa, Anthoathecata, Hydractiniidae.